AUGGAGUCAAUCCGUCCAGCACUUGCCAGCAUACGGCUAUCAGCACCGCAAAGAGCCUACAGGCCUCUCUACCAAUGUUUACACACAUCAGCCACACGAGGAGCCACGCCGCUGCCUCAUCCAUCUGUACCCGGGCCACCGCCUGAGACGCCUCAGCCACAAGCAUCAGAUGCAUCCGAACGGGUUGCGAGGAAGAGGAAGCAGGCGGACAUGAUGAAGCAGGCGCGGGAGAUGCGCGACGUCUAUGCCCCCACCAACAAGCCUAAAAACAUGCUGGCAAAGCGCUUCUGGAAAGACGUGACUGUCAAGGAAGGCGAGGGUGGUCUCCAAGUCUUCCUCGACCACCGACCCGUCCGCAUGCCCAACAAGCAGAUCCUCACCGUCCCCGCAUCGAAGCCUCAGCUAGCGACCGCCAUUGCCCUCGAGUGGGAUCUCCUUAUGAGCGCACAGCAGGCCCUCAAGAACGACUACAUUCCAAUGACCUCGCUCGCCGCACGUGCAAUCGACAUCGAGGCGGCCGAUAAAGAAGGGAGGGAGAACAUCAGGAACGACAUCCUGAGCUAUCUGAUGCGCGUGCUCGCUACGGAUACACUACUCUGCUGGGCACCCGCACAUGUUAUGAACGAGACUCUCCAGAACGGAAAGACACUGCGCCAGCUUCAAGAAGAAGUAGCUACAGGCAUCAUCGCCUACCUCCAGACACACGUUUGGCCUGGUGUAGAGAUCAAGCCUACGCUCGAUCCCGAGACCAUCAUUCCCGUCGAGCAGCCAGAGAUGACACAGCAAGUGAUUCGCGGUUGGUGCGCAGGUCUUCCGGCAUACGAGCUUGCUGGCCUUGAACGCGCAGUGCUGGCGUCCAAGAGUCUGCUAGUCAGCGUGCGGCUGAUCCACGAAUGGGGCGAAGCAUUUGCGCAAUCGCGAAAGGUGACUGACGCGCCGCGCUUCGGUAUCCAAGAAGCCGCAGAGGCAUCGAGCUUGGAGGUUACGUGGCAAACAAAGCAGUGGGGCGAGGUAGAGGACACACACGAUGUCCAGAAGGAGGAUUUACGGAGGCAGCUUGGAAGUGUUAUCAUCCUUGUGGGUGGAGACUCAGCGCACAAGCGCUCCAAGUCGGCCAGCGUCAAGAAUCUCCUAUCGCGUGUCACAUCCAAGACCGACGUGCCCACCACCUCAGACGGCAGCGACACUAGCCCCCCCAGUACCGCCAUUUCCUCCAACUCGCAGCCCUCGCAAUCCAUAACCUCGCCCUCGGGACACAGUCGCAGUCUGUCCAAGAAGCAGAAUCCACAUCUCUCCACCAGCAUGUCGAGUGCGGGCGCCGGGCAAGAUAGCCUGAGUCCCUCGGCCGCCAGCUUCUCGCAAUCGCCAAGCUCGCCCACGGCCAAGUCGACGUCGAUAGAGCAGUCGGUGAAGCUGUUCAGGGUAUUCGAGUCGCUGAGAAAUGGAGACACAGCAGCCAUAUCGAGAGCCAUAAGGGAUCAGUCGGGGCCGACAGAGGGCGAAGACAGCAGGUCAUCGCUGCAACUACCCAGCGCACGUACAGAAGGCACCUCUAUCCUGCACCUGGCCAUACAAUGCGCCGAGGUGCCUGUCAUCGAGUUUGUGCUAUCAAACGCGACGGCGACACCAGACUCGCCCAUCGACAUCAAUGGCCGCGACCGCGAUGGCAAUACCCCCCUUCACCUCGCAGCCACCCUGGGCAGAACUCCAGUAGUCCGAAUGCUGCUGGAUCAGCCCGGUAUCAACGACUCGGUAACCAACUACAACGGCCAGACGCCAUUGGAUCUCGCUCGCACACCAGACAUCUUCCAGCAGCUGCAGCUCUCGCGGUCCAUCUUCAUCGACACCAACGUAAAGAAGAUACAACAGAUGGUAACUACUGGUGACAUGGACUCACUAGAGAAGAUAUUGCAAGACGCCAGGAUAAAGAGCACACUCGAUGUCAACGGUGGAGAACUGGCGACUGAUCCGGUCGUGGUAGAUGCGGGUGGUACGCUUCUGCACGAAGCAGCUAAGAAGAAGGAUGUCAAGCUGGCGCAGCUGCUAUUGCUCAACGGAGCCGACCCCUUCCGCCGAGACCGCAAAGGCAAGCUUCCCCAAGACUACACCAAAGACGACCGCACGCGUGCCAUUUUGAAGAGAUCACCCGCCGCGGCAGCAGCGCAGAGGGGCAUUCAGGAGAAGACAAUCCUCGCUGGUGGACCUCCAGGACAAACUGCGACAGAGAGCGGCAUGGGUGCGAAGGAGUCGCGCGAGAUGAAGGGCUACCUCAAGAAAUGGACAAACUACACAACGGGAUACAAGUUGCGAUGGUUCGUGCUCGAGGACGGCGUGCUCAGUUACUACAAGCACCAAGACGAUACCGGCUCUGCAUGUCGCGGUGCCAUCAACAUGCGGAUAGCGAAGCUGUACAUGGAUCCGCAAGAUAAGCAGCGGUUUGAAAUCCAGGGAAAGUCGUCAGUGAAGUAUCAUCUCAAAGCAAACCACCAGGUUGAGGCUAAGCGAUGGUACUGGGCUCUGAACAACGCGAUUCAGUGGGCCAAGGACGAAGCGCGAGAAGAAGAGAAGCGUGCCACCCAGGACCAGGAGAUGCUGAAGCAAGCCAAGAUCGAGCAGAUCAAGGGCGAGGGCGACACAUCUAGUGUCGGCAGCUCCAAGUUGGCGGCAAGCUCGCGAAAUAUGGCUGCCUCGUCCACUCUCGGCGUCCCUCUCCCCAGUCUCGACAACACAUCCUCUCGAACGGCGGUCAGUGUUACGGAAGACCCUGGAAGCGUCUACGAGCCUAGCAUGAAUGGUCAUGGCCUGGACAGAAUGACCAGUCAUAUGGGAACCGCUACCGUAGCUGGCGACGAUGAAGACGACGACGACUAUGGCGAUGAUACGAGCAGCCAUGAGAUGAAGCCCCAGAGUAAAGACGCUUUUAACAUCACAGCGCAAUCCGCCAAGUUACAACUUGAUCUAUUGACAUCUGUUUCUGCUGCCCUGCAAGCGGAGAAGACUCGCUCACCCGACCUUAGGAUCUCUGAUCCCAUGAUGCUCCAAGCAUUCGCGUCUUAUGAAUCUGCUAUCGGGAACCUGAAAGGGCUGAUCGGCGACCUACUCCGGAUAUCUAGGGAUCGUGAUGCAUACUGGCAAUACCGCUUAGAUCGCGAGGCCAAUGUUAGACGUAUGUGGGAAGAAAGUAUGGCCAAGGUCGCAAGAGAGCAGGAAGAACUUGAGAAUAGGAUAGGCGAGUCUGAAGAGAAGCGGCGAAAGCAGAAGAAGGCUCUGCGGGAAGCAUUGGAGGACUACGAGACGACUGGUCCCCGGUCGGAUGCCAAGGAUGAGGAAGACGACUUCGCUGACGCACCAGAAGAUACCCAGCAACAGAAGGAGAUGACGUCGGGUGUGGGACUUCCAGCUAAGAACCAGAAAGUGAGGAGGAAGGCUACAUUUGCCGAUAUCGCCGCCGACAUAUCAGACUCGGAGUCAGAAGAUGAUGAGGAGUUCUUCGAUGCUGUUGGUGCUGGAGAGGUCGAGGUUGUGGAAAUGCCUGCGGCUGCCCCCAAGGAGACUGCGCAAGUAGACAUUCCAGCUUCGUCUGACGAUCCGUUUGAGAAGAAGCAGAUGGAGAUCGCCACGGCUUGGGCAGGCUACGAAGACGGCCCACGUAAGAGGCUCGCCAUGGACGCCGAUGACAGACCUAAGAUCUCGCUUUGGGGCAUUCUCAAGUCUAUGAUUGGCAAGGACAUGACCAAGAUGACAUUGCCUGUGUCAUUCAACGAGCCUACUUCACUGCUUCAACGUGUUGCCGAAGACAUGGAAUAUACUGACCUCCUCGACACCGCUGCCGAACGCGACGACUCUACAGAGCGUAUACUUUAUGUGGGCGCCUUUGCUGCGUCAGAGUAUGCUUCGACCAUUGGGCGUGUCGCAAAACCAUUCAAUCCUCUCCUUGCUGAAACCUACGAGUAUGCCAGGCCAGACAAGGGCUACCGUUUCUUCAUCGAGCAGGUUAGCCAUCACCCACCGAUCGGUGCCGCAUACGCGGAAUCCAAAAAGUGGGAUUACUAUGGUGAAUCUGCAGUCAAGUCAAAAUUCUACGGCAAAUCCUUUGACAUCAACCCGCUCGGAACUUGGUUCCUUCGUCUUCGACCUACCGUCAACGGCGGAAAGGAGGAACUCUACACCUGGAAGAAGGUUACAUCCUCCGUCAUUGGUAUUAUAACCGGUAACCCCGUUGUCGACAACUACGGUACUAUGGAGAUCACGAACUGGACGACGGGCGAGAAGUGUCUUAUUGAGUUCAAGCCCCGUGGCUGGAAAGCUUCGUCAGCUUAUCAAGUCGUUGGAAAAGUGUUUGAUGCACAGAACCGGGUCCGCUGGAGUAUUGGCGGCCGAUGGAACGAUAAGAUCUACGCGCGCUUCACACCAGGCUUCGAGGAUGUGGACGUUGAGAAGAGUGGAAAGAGUUCAAAGCAUGACGAUAACAAGGCUUUCCUUGUCUGGCAAGCACACGAGCGCCCAACAGGCAUACCAUUCAACCUCACUCCUUUCGUCGUGACUCUCAACGACAUUCCCGACAAACUCCGUCCUGUAGUCGCCCCAACAGACACACGUCUCCGUCCCGAUCAACGCGCCAUGGAAGACGGCGAGUACGACUUCGCGGCCACGGAGAAGAACAGGGUAGAAGAGAAGCAGCGAGCAACUCGCAGGCAGCGAGAAGCUGAAGGCAAAGAAUUCGUACCCAGGUGGUUCAGCAAGGGCAAGUGUGAGACCACUGGCGAAGAAUACUGGGUCUUCAACCAUGAGUACUGGAAAGUGAGAGACCGUGUCGCAAAGGGAGAGAUCACAUGGGGAGAAGCAGGCACGGAAGACAUUUUCUAG
This is a messenger RNA of Alternaria atra, 4866 nucleotides long. RefSeq lists its product as uncharacterized. Gene Ontology annotation, molecular function: protein binding; sterol binding. The coding region runs from base 1 to 4866 and encodes 1621 amino acids. The transcript is spliced from 5 exons. The record is from RefSeq and is a predicted model, not a curated record. NCBI's taxonomy places the organism in Eukaryota, Fungi, Ascomycota, Dothideomycetes, Pleosporales, Pleosporaceae. Gene Ontology annotation, biological process: maintenance of cell polarity; exocytosis; piecemeal microautophagy of the nucleus. Gene Ontology annotation, cellular component: cytosol; membrane; nuclear envelope.